Molecule: messenger RNA, 582 nt
Organism: Pneumocystis jirovecii RU7
Lineage: Eukaryota; Fungi; Ascomycota; Pneumocystomycetes; Pneumocystales; Pneumocystaceae
Product: ubiquinone-binding protein COQ10
Exons: 3
Coding region: 1-582 (193 amino acids)
Biological process (GO): cellular respiration; ubiquinone biosynthetic process
Cellular component (GO): mitochondrion
Molecular function (GO): ubiquinone binding
Source: RefSeq, a predicted model, not a curated record
AUGUAUAUAUUACAUUCAAAUGGAAUAUUGUUUCAAAAAAAGAUAAACCUAAAAAAGAUAUUUAUAUUUAAAUUCUUACUUAUUCAAAAACACAGCUUUUUAAAUUCAACAAACAAAUCGGAAAUAUUUUCAACAUACCGUAUUCUACAAUAUAAAAAAAGUCUUGUAUUUUCUGUUAUUUCAGAUGUUGAUUCCUAUUCAACUUUUAUACCAUACUGUCUAACUUCGAAAGUAACUAAGCGUAAUAAAGAUGGAUUACCACAAACAGCAGAUUUAAGGAUUGGCUGGAAAAAAUACGACGAAAUAUUCACUAGUGAAAUAAGUUAUCUUUCUUAUGAUUGCAUAAUAGUAGCAAAUGCAUCUAAUCAUCCACUUUUUCAUAAAUUACAAGCUACAUGGUAUUUAAAAGAUAUAAAAACAGCAAAUAGUUCUGAAAAAAAAACAAAAAUAUCGUUAAUUCUAAACUGCAAAUUUUCUAAUCCUUUGCAUACUAUGAUCAGUAUUGCAGCAAUACCAACGAUUUCUACACUUAUAAUUAACGCAUUUGAAACUAGAAUUAAACAUAUUGCAAAAGCGAGUUAA